AUGAAAUGAUGUAUGACAGAUUGAAACGGCCAAACAAAUUACGUAAGGGGGUUUCAGUUUAAAAAAUGAUUCCAACAAGAAGGAUAACAGGAAAUAGAGGGGAGUUUCCAAUUUGAAAUUUUGAUCUGAAGGAUUUACGAUGAUGAUGGUUUUAUGAUACUAAGUGAACGGACCGUUUACUGUGAUCGUGCAUCUAAAACUAAUUCAAAUUUCUGAAAAUGAAUUUCAUAGAAGUCGGUUUACCACACACUGAAUUUGUUCCUACCAAAAAAGAGUUUUCCCCGAGGCGCCCGAUCCCGAUGUCAGGGCUGAGUAAGCGAUACAUGGGUCUGGAAACUCUCUCCAAGUCGGAGCUAGGAUCACUGAUCGACCGACUCUCCCAGCCGAAGACCACACCCACCGGGCAAGAAUCCGUAGAAGACACGAAUACCGAGGCGAAAGAUGGCCCAAAAAAGCGAAAAAGCGGGAGGUUCUUAGGAAGUAAGAAAAUGAAGAAGUCGGAUUUAGACAACAUGAUUGCCCGGUUGGCCGGUUCAAGUCAAAAUAAAACACCGGAUGCUAGGCGGAUCCAGGGCACAGAGGAGCGGAUCAAACGGGGCGUGACUGCUAGUUACGCUUGGCAGGGCAAGAGUGUCCUACAGAGAAACCUGACUUUACCCGUGGCCAACCAUCAUGCACAGUACAAGACAUUGCUAAACAGGCAUUCCUUUCCGGACUGGCAUGAGGAUCGAUUACAGAGAUUUACCUGACAACUUACAUGUUUCACCUGUUCAUCUUUUUUGGUUACGUUAAUAUUUAACGUUGUAUCACAUAUUUACGAAUUGUGCUGUUGACGUCGACUCAUUUUUCUCGCUGUAUAAUUUUGACAAUAUUUUAUAGGAAAAUCAAACUCUAUUGGAAAAAAUUGAUAUAUUUAUUCACUUAUCCACCGUCGCUUUUCAUUAGUAAAUAAUUCAAAAUGUUGAACGACAUGAAUUUGUUUCUGUCAUUGCAAUUUUUGUUUAUUAUUUCUUUUCGAACUUGGUUCUCAGUUUCAACUCUAUCGCAUUCAAAGAUAAUUAUGUGUUGAAGUGGCAUUAUGCAAAACGAUAUGUAAAUGUAUUACAUGUUUAAAGUAUGUGUAGGUUUUCAGGAACUUAAAUAAAAGUCAGUAAUAGACCCUAUAAUCAUGAUCUGCUAUAUAUACAUAUUAGAGUUUUUCCUUAAUCACAAGUUACUCACUUCAUAAAAAAAGAAUUAAUGGCAAUUAAUUCAAUUUGUUUUAAUUAAAUGGUAAAGGAAAGUCAGAAAAUAUCAGAUGUAAAUUUGUGUGGCAUUAAGAAGCUAAUCAAAUAAAAUCUAGAACAAAAAUGACGUAUAAGUUUUAGAAAAAAAUUAGUUUCCUGUUCGUAAAAGUACUUAGAAAUAAUAUUUCUAAUGUAAAUUUUACAUAAAGUAUUUUCUUUAUGGGGAUUUUUUAUUACACUAUAUACUGUAUACGUAAAUUUUAGUUAGUUUCUUUAUAUCAUAUAAAUUCAUCAUAAAUUUGUUUCGUGUAUAUUGUAAUGGUAUAACGAUCUUGUUUGUCAAUAUUCUUACAUGUGAAAUGAAUUGCAUUAUUUACAAUAUCCUGAUGCUGUCAAUAAUAGAAUUGUAAUGUUUCAGAUAUUGGUUAUCAUUCGAAUGAAAGAUUCAUUUACAUGAAUAUAUAAAAUGUUUAG
Magallana angulata is the source of this 1700-nucleotide messenger RNA. RefSeq lists its product as uncharacterized. The transcript is spliced from 2 exons. Lineage: Eukaryota; Metazoa; Mollusca; Bivalvia; Ostreida; Ostreidae. The record is from RefSeq and is a predicted model, not a curated record. Bases 219 to 749 code for a protein of 176 amino acids.